AUGUCUGACCCUAAUUCUUUGCAAUCUAACACUUUACCCGAAUUUACUAAUCAAAUAAAUAAUUUAGUAUCAACUGAAAAUGCACAAGCAAACUCUAAGCUUUUAUUUGUCCUGGCAACAACUCUUCUGGUUAUUUACAUAGGUUUAAUGAUCUCUGUUGUGCUUCCUGUUAAACAAGAAGAAGAAUCAAAAAAAAAAGAAGAGAAUUCUAUAUUACAGAAAGAUGAAGAAUAUAAUGGACCCUCACAGAACAAUGAUGAGGAAUUAGAAAAAGUACCAGUAAAAUGUCAAGAAGAAAAUGCAGAGGAAAAUGAAGAUAGUUAUUAA
Plasmodium malariae is the source of this 327-nucleotide messenger RNA. RefSeq names its product conserved Plasmodium protein, unknown function. The transcript has 2 exons. Lineage: Eukaryota; Apicomplexa; Aconoidasida; Haemosporida; Plasmodiidae. The record is from RefSeq and is a predicted model, not a curated record. The coding region runs from base 1 to 327 and encodes 108 amino acids.